UCUCUUAUUAUUUCGCAAACAGAGCGAACGCAUCUUGCCGGUUGGCAAAGAAGAGCGCUACAGGAGAGGGUGGGGCAGGGCAGAGCCUCACGUCGUGGAAGUGUUUUGGAGCAGGUAGCGAGCGUCGAAGGGGCAAAAUGUCGGAGAGGAAAGUGCUAAGUAAAUACUACCCUCCAGACUUCGAUCCGUCGAAGAUCCCCAAGCUUCAGCUUCCUCGGGACAGGCAGUAUGUGGUCCGGCUGAUGGCACCUUUCAACAUGAGGUGCAAGACUUGCGGUGAGUACAUCUACAAAGGAAAGAAAUUCAACGCCCGGAAGGAGACGGUCCAGAAUGAAUCCUACCUGGGGCUUCCCAUCUUCCGGUUUUACAUCAAAUGCACCCGCUGCCUUGCGGAAAUCACCUUCAAGACAGACCGAGAACACGGCGCCACUCGGAACUUCCAAGCCGAGAAGCUGCUGGAGGAAGAGGAGAAGCGCCUGCAAAAAGAGAGAGAGGAUGAAGAGCUGAACAACCCAAUGAAGGUUUUGGAGAACAGGACCAAAGACUCCAAGCUCGAGAUGGAAGUCCUGGAGAAUCUGCAGGAGCUGAAGGAGCUGAACCAGCGCCAGGCCCACGUGGACUUCGAGUCCAUGCUGCAGCAGUACCAAGCGUACGAGGAGCAGCAGAGGCAGCGGGAGCUGGAGGAGGACGAGCGGGAGACCAAAGCUAUGCUAGAACAAGCCCAGAGCAGGAAGUUGCUGCAAGACUCCGAUUCAGAUGAGGACUCUCCUCCUGGUCCUGCUAAGUCGUUUGCAAAAGCAAAGCCUACAGACAUCCUGCGAGAGGAUUCAGAGCCGCAAGCAAAGAAGAUGAAGGUGGAAAGCUGGGAGAAGAGCGUCGGGAAACUCUCCAACAAGGCCAAACUCUCCGGGCUGGUGACUGCCAAGAGGAAGCCGGAUUUGAGCGUGGCAAAUGGGGCGGACAGUUGGAACAUGCCGCCGGGCCCAGGUGCCGGGAGUGCAGACAAGAUCUCUGUGGAUACCUCUCUGGCUUCCGGCUUAAAAGCAGGCGCCUCUUCCCUCAGCCUCCCGGGAGCAUAUUCUGACAGCGAGGACAGUAAAAGUGACUGACCACCCCUGGUUGAGGGAGGGAGUAGCCUGCGGCUAUUUAUUGUUAUUAUUUAUUUAUAUGCUGUAAAUAGAAUGGCUGGGUAACCAGCCAGAUGAGCGUCUAACAAAUUGAAUAAAUAAAUAAUAAUAAUACUUGAUUCUCAGAUAUUCUGGCUGUUUCUUUGUCCACCCCACAACGUUCUUCUAG
Messenger RNA from Rhineura floridana, 1296 nucleotides. RefSeq names its product splicing factor YJU2-like. Gene Ontology annotation, biological process: mRNA splicing, via spliceosome. The record is from RefSeq and is a predicted model, not a curated record. Gene Ontology annotation, cellular component: U2-type catalytic step 1 spliceosome. Lineage: Eukaryota; Metazoa; Chordata; Lepidosauria; Squamata; Rhineuridae.